CGGAUGUCGGUGAAUUCGGCCGUACCAAAACACACCUGUGCGACAAAGUGAAAGUUCUGUGAUAAUUGCAGGUAAGGACGUGGUGUGGAAUGGCGAUAGAGACUGCAAGUCAACACCAGCAAGUGAAAAACAAUUUUAAAGAGAGUUUUAAACAACCAGGUGAGAUCAGCACAGAUUCAAAAUUGAGACAGUAACAACCCACAUGAACAGAGGGAGUUUAGGCAGCUUUUGAAUUGAUGAAUAUAAUGUAUCAUCCUACCUCAAUGGGUAAUGAAUACAAGAAGAUACAAAUUUUUACGUUGUGCAUAUAAGUGAAUCAUGGAUGGAGAACUGAAGAUGUAAAGUUUGAUCCGCUGUCAAUUUACUUGGUUGUAUCAUGAACAAAUAAUUACAUUAUGUAUCUAAAAUCUCAGUGAGCCAUGAAGGAAAUACUUAUUGUUAAUAUUUGUUUGGCUGUGUUGUGGUCCGCACCCAUCAAUACAGAGGCAUUUUAUACCGUGUACAAUGUAAGCAGUGAGAAUCAACCUCUAACUCAAAUCACCAUGGAUACACAAAAUGGACAUUUGUAUGUCGGAGGCAAAAACUUGGUCCUACAUUUUGAUGAAGACUUGGGUGUUGUACAGGAACAUAUUCUUGGACCAGUGCUGGACAACAGUGACUGUCCUCCGUCACCUUUGAACUGCAGUGAAGAUCGAACAUUGACACCUAAUCAUGUCCGUGUCAUGGAAAUUAAUGACCAAAAAGAUUUUAUACUCAUGUGCGGUUCAGCCAAUCAGGGACUGUGUUCCUGUCUUUCCCUCAGCAAUAUUUCAUCCAAUCAUACUCUGGUUGCCACAGACAGUGUGAAUUAUAUCGGAACUACAUCUCGUUCCACAGUUUCCGUGGUAUUCGGAUCUCCUAAUGACCAAUCUGGUAGUACAGAAAAAGUCCUUUAUGUCGCCAUGGGAAUGGACAACAGAGAUUUUAAUUUCCGUCCAAAAAUUAUGUCAACACGAGAGUUUAACUAUGUUGAUUCAUACUGGAGUUUGCUGUAUUACGUACAUGGUAAAACAUACGGGACAUAUUUAACAGCAGACGACUCUGUCCAACAUUUGUUCCAGUCGUUCUACAUCUAUUCAUUUGAGUAUGGAGACUACGUAUACCACAUCUCUGUACAAAUGAGGGACCCAUUCGGUAAUCAGACAGAAAACAACGUUUUUGUAACCAAAAUAAUACAAAUAUGUAAAAACGAUGUAGCGUACGCUUCCUACACGGAACUCCCUUUACAGUGCGAACAUGAUGGUAAAAUAUAUGAGAUUGCAACUGAUGCAUUUCUUGCAGAAGCACCGAAGCUACUCUCAAUAUGGGACAAAAAGUUGUUCGUUACAUUUGGUGUUAACAGACAACUUAAUCCUAAUCCAGACGAAAAAGAGGGAUCCGUCAUGUGCUUUUUUGAUUUUGCUGAAAUAGAUGGGAACCUUUCAGGUCUUCAAAAAGACUGCUUUUUGGGAAAUGCCAUACAACCAGCCUGGGUGUACGGUAGGAGACUGGCCGCCCCAAAGAUGUGUGCAUCCAGCUCAUUUGACAAAGCCCAGUUCUGUGGUAGUUCGAGUAACAUUGGUAUUCAAAACCAUCAACCACAACAUCGUGUACGGAGUAUGGCUACCACAUACAUACCCAACAAUGUGUUGACAUCUGUUGCUGUGGUUACCCAGGGCGACGCUACAGUGGCGGUGAUGGGCACAUAUGAUGGACAUUUACUUAAAACCAAGGUUGAUGAAGAUCACAGACAAAUGGAGCCUUAUAUGGACUUUGACCUCACAGGAAACACCAACAUUCCUGUACAACAGGACAUGCAGAUCGAUUCUAGUGAGGACCACGUGUAUGUCCUAGCCAGUAGACAGGUAGUCAAGUUCCCACUUGGUACAUGUGAAAUGUACAGCACAUGUGAAGCGUGUGUAACAGCAGACGACCCUCUGGUGUGUGGAUGGUGUGUGGACCGCUGUACAAAGAAAACAGAGUGUGUCAAACCGACACAGCCCCUGGGCACACUGACAACGUGGAGCCUGGACACCUGUUCUCCUGUCAUAUACAUUAUCACCCCGGAAACUGCUCCUUUAGAGGGACAAACACCUAUCACCAUCCACGGUCACAACUUCGGGUCAAUCCAUGCUCAGGAAUGGCAGGCUCGUGUAGGCAACUUGGAAUGUAAAGUCAGCUACAGAAACUUCACAAGUCUAGUCUGCAUUGCUCCACCAGUGACGAUGGCUGAAUCACUACCUGUGUCUGUGAAAAUUUCUGACGACACAAAAACAGGAAUCAAGUAUAAAAUCGAGGGGACUUAUUCUCUGUCGACAGCUCUCUUCCACUACAAGUCGCCAAAGAUGGCCAACUUUACGCCCAGUUUUGGACCAAUGUCUGGUGGAACAAUCGUGGUUAUCAAGGGAGAUAACCUAGAUAUUGGGAAGGACCGUUCUGUGAGGGUAGCCAACGUUCCUUGUAUUUUGAAGAGUCACAACAUGACCAUGAUUACCUGUGAGACGACAGCCUGGACACCCGGAGGAGGGGCCGGCCGAGUGGUCAGCGGCCCGGUGGAGGUCACUAUAGACGGGACAAAAUUCCCCAUCUAUGCAGAUUUUACCUAUAUGACCGAUUCUACCAUCUCUAAUGUGUCCCCACCACGAUCUAUUGCCAGUGGCGGUAUCAACCUAACUGUGAAGGGGACAAAUUUACACAUCGUGGCUGAUCCUCAGAUAGGAGUCACGAUUGUCAAGACCCAGAAGACACCUCCCACCAAGAAAUGUAAAGCUGCUGCUAAUGGCCGCACAAUGUACUGCCCAUCGGUCAACAUCACCGGCUAUGUUGAUGAACAAUUCCCUAUCCGGUCAGAGGAAUAUCACAUUUGGUUCAAAAUGGAUGGCAUCAAAGAACUUGAUCAGAAGAAUUUUGUCGACCAGGGAUGGGCAAUAUUUCGAUACUAUCCCGACCCCAACUUCUACAAGUUCAGUGACAGUGGGCAUUUGCGUUACAUGGAUAUCACGGAGACAAAUUUGGAAAUUAAGGGAGAGCACUUAAACCUGGGAAUAUCUGUUGGGGAUAUGGCCAUCAGGGUAGGGAAUAUUCCAUGUAACAUCACCAAGCUAAAGGACACCUUCCUGCACUGUACCGUACAUAACAGACCUACCGAGGCUUCCUCCCAGAAAUACCGUGUCACAGUCACAGCAGGUGGUAUAAAGACAGAUAUUGGAUUUCUGGUCUUCACCAUGACAGACGACGCAACUCCAAUCAUGACCAUCAUUCUCGUUGUAACCGCCAUCGUUGUUAUUAUUCUUGUCAUCAUCUUAUGUAUCGUUUUGAAGAAAAAGCAAAUGUUCCUAUUCAAAAAGCCAUCAGAUCCUUACAUGGCUCACUACAUGGCUGUCCGCACAGAGGCUAAUGGCCAGAGGGUUAUUGACAAUCAGAAUCAAGCCAAUGACUAUGCAGAACAGCGGAUGUCAGAGAGCGGAGCAGCAGCCUCGCUUCUGUCGGGUAUCGAUGAUGACACACUGUUGGUUCUCCGAGACAAAAACCUUCUAAUAGAGCGAGAGUGGCUCACCCUUGGAGAUAUCCUAGGAAGAGGUAACUUUGGCUGUGUACACCAGGGCUAUCUGACCCUCCCAGGGGCCAAAGGAGACACGCUGGUCGCAGUCAAAACAUUACACAAUGACAGUCCAAGAGAAAUUGAUGUUCAGAGUUUCCUUGAGGAGGCCAUGCGUAUGAAAGAUUUCCACAAUGACAACGUACUGACCCUGGUUGGAAUCUGUUUCGGAAUGGAUGACAUGCCCUUGGUUGUGCUGCCAUAUAUGAGCCAUGGUGAUCUCUUAACCUAUAUACGUAACGAAGAAAAUAAUCCAACUAUAAAAGACUUGAUUGUGUAUGGAAUAGACAUAGCACAGGGAAUGGACUAUCUCUCCGGACUUAAGUUUGUUCACAGAGAUCUGGCCGCCAGAAACUGUAUGUUGGAUGAGAACUUUAAGGCCCUAGUAGCUGACUUUGGUCUGUCCAGGGAUAUCUAUGAGCGGGACUACUACAGCAGUGACAACAAAAAGAGUAAACUACCGGUCAAGUGGAUGGCCCCAGAAUGUCUCGAGAAGGGCAACUAUAACUCAAAGUCAGAUGUGUGGUCCUUUGGUAUCUGCCUGUGGGAGCUAAUGACAAGGGGAGUUAACCCUUACCCAGAGGUCGAUAACUGGGACGUGUUGAGAUACAUCAAGGCGGGUAGAAGGAUGCCACAGCCUCCAUUCUGUCCCGAUAGUCUAUACAAAAUCAUGAAAAAGUGCUGGAUGUUUAACCCCAGUGAGCGUCCCACCUUCUCAGAACUGGCUCAUGAGGUACGUGAGAUGGUCACUAUUUUACAACAUCAGAUGAGACAGGGACAGAAGCGGAGUAACAUACAAAGUACUUACGUUAACGUAGAAACUGCCACUGACUAUCACUAUGGCGACGCCAGCCAGUCGGCCAUCAUGACACCUGAUGCCACGGAGCAUGACAUUGAACCAACAGAACCGAACACUACCGAGCCAUCAGAACCAAACACUACCAUAGCAUAGUCCCAACGCUCAAUAACCAUACUACCUAGGUAGCUACAUGAUCAUACCAUUAAAAAUGUUCUUACCAUUUAGAUAGAAUUUAAUAUGUAUGUCUUCAUUGUGUCAUAGAUUGUUUUGUGGCAUCAAAUGCCUGGACUGGAAAUAUUCAGGAAGUAUGUGUGUAAAAUUGGCAAUGCCUGUCUGGAGCUAUGUGGACUGUUUGGUGCUGAAUCUGUCCUGGUGAAAUACAUGUAUCACUUCAUUGCUGUCUGUCCCAUUUCUGUUAUGGAGGUGAUGUUUGAUUAUUGUUUUAAUAGAUAAAAUGUCUGUUUGCAAAUGAAACCUUAGCCUAUGAACACCUUUUUAGUUAUGAUAUCAUUCUGCAAAAUUUGAAAUAAAAUGAACGGGAGGGGGGGGGGACUUUUUGAAUAUACCAGCCUUUUCUCAAAAUUCAAGACUGUGUUCAUGUUCAUACACACCUUUAACCCUUUCACCCCUAUGCAACUUUAGUAGACUCUACCAUGCAUUGAUCUGGACGAGUCCAUUAUGGUCUACAGUGUUGAAGGGGUUAAUUAACUGUGUUGAAUAGUAAGCUGGACAACUUUGGGUUUUUAUCUUCUCAAAAACGUUUUAAUUUAAUUGACUGAAGUAGAAUAUUUUUAGCAACAAAUUUGGGGACUGGGAAAAGAGUGUCAUAUUGUCAUGGGUUCAAGUCAUGAAGGUGAGGUUAAAGGUUAAAGUUCACCACAAGAAACCUUCUUAAUCUGUGAUAACAUCUGCUUUCAAAUCUGUGAAAAUUGGUUAAAACUGAUUCUCCAAAAAUCUUAUUUGCAACAUAAUUAUGAAAUAGACGGCAAAUGAAUCAUCUCCAUGACAACAUCUAUGUUAAGUUAAGAAGGUGUUGUAAUUAGAGAUAUUGUUGUUUUUACAUUGUUGAUAUAUUUUAUGAAAAUGUAAAAUUUUAUUCCCAAGGGUAACCAACACUUUACAAAAAUUGCUUUAUAUACACACAGAUACACAGAUUUAUUCUGACUGUAGGAAAUUGUACACUUUCCUCUGCUGUCAGCUCAGUUAUAUAUAUGCAGAACACAUUCCAAGAUGUAUGGAGGAGGUAUAGUAAUUUACAAGGAACUCUUUUGUAAGACACCAGUAAAAUGUACUAUGUCACCCUGUAAGACAAUGUUAGGGAGAUAUGUUUGUAUAGUUAUUACAUGACAAACUGUUUGUGAAGAUGACCAUGUAGAAUGAGUGAUUGACUCACUUCUAUUUUUGGACAUAUCAUUUUUGUAACAUUCUUCGUGAUCAUUAAAAGUGCUGCACAAAAAUUGUGUGUACAUUUUUCAGGACAAAACGCUGAAAAAUAAACAGUUCUUGAAGGACAGUUUGAAUGGAAGGUCAGGAUGGUGUCUUCUGAUAAUUCAGAAUGCUUUUAUUAUUUUCUGCAAAAAAAUAUAAAAAUAAGUAGCUUUACUUAAAUUUAUUUAAAAAAAGAUGUUAGUAUUAAAUAGUUUCUAAUUAAAUAAAACUCAUUAUUGAUGCUCAAACAAAUUUCAUACUAGUAUUCAAGGUCAACCAACAGUAAUACAUGAAUGAAUAUGCAUAAAAUAUAGCUUUUCUGUAAGGUUAUAUAGCUUUAUAAUCAUUAUUAUAGGAUUAAUAAUUCAACUUAAAUUGAGGUUGUAUAGAAAUGGAUUAAUGUACAAAUUUAAUCAUAUUUAAUUUACUCACAAAUUCUGGUAAUCAAGUUAAAUGCAUGAUCGGUAAUUAAUUUGCGAAUAUUUUAUACAAUGUAUGUAGAAGUAUAUAUAUAUA
Messenger RNA from Mizuhopecten yessoensis (Yesso scallop), 6359 nucleotides. RefSeq names its product hepatocyte growth factor receptor-like. Gene Ontology annotation, biological process: positive regulation of kinase activity; cell surface receptor protein tyrosine kinase signaling pathway; protein phosphorylation. Lineage: Eukaryota; Metazoa; Mollusca; Bivalvia; Pectinida; Pectinidae. The record is from RefSeq and is a predicted model, not a curated record. Bases 420 to 4568 code for a protein of 1382 amino acids. The transcript has 20 exons. Gene Ontology annotation, cellular component: signaling receptor complex. Gene Ontology annotation, molecular function: ATP binding; transmembrane receptor protein tyrosine kinase activity; protein binding.